GAAGGGUGGUUCGAGUGCGGACACGCCGUCGCGCCGUCCCCAGCCGACACGGACUCUGGGCUCCGGACACUGGGUUCCCGGAGGUGGUGAUGGGUUGAGUCUUGUCCUCUGGCCGGAGUGUCCGGACGGCGCUGACCGCCGCGGGGCAAGUUUUCAAUUUCAAUACUCUUUAAAUGACACGUGGGAAAAACCUUAUAUAAAGAAGAGAGACUCCAAUCAACAAUAUCAAUAAUAAGUUGGAAAAGAAUGAUGUUGUCCUUAAACAACCUGCAAAAUAUCAUCUAUAACCCGACAGUCCCCUAUGUUGGCACCAUUUCUGAGCAGCUGAAGCCUGGCUCUUUGAUUGUAAUCCGUGGGCAUAUUCCUAAUGAUGUGGACAGAUUCCAGGUGGACUUGCAGCUCGGCAACAGCCUGAAGCCGAGGGCUGACGUGGCCUUCCACUUUAACCCUCGCUUCAAAAGGUCCAACUGCAUUGUCUGUAACACGCUGACAAAUGAGAAAUGGGGCUGGGAGGAGAUCACCUAUGACAUGCCCUUUAGAAAAGAGAAAUCCUUUGAAAUCGUGAUCAUGGUACUAAAGAACAAAUUCCAGGUGGCUGUCAAUGGGAAGCACACCCUGCUGUAUGCCCACAGGAUCAGCCCGGAGAAGAUAGACACGCUGGGCAUCUACGGCAAAGUGAAUAUCCAUUCCAUCGGUUUCAGCUUCAGCUCGGGUUUACAGAGUAUGGAAACAUCUGCUCUGGGACUGACACAGAUAAGUAGAGAAAAUGUCCGGAAGUCCGGCAAGACACAGUUGAGCCUGCCAUUUGAAGCAAGGUUAAACGCCUCCAUGGGCCCUGGACGAACCGUUGUCAUUAAAGGAGAAGUGAAUACAAAUGCCAAAGGCUUUAACGUCGACCUAGUGGCAGGAAAAUCAAGGGAUAUCGCUUUGCACUUGAACCCACGCCUGAACGUGAAAGCAUUUGUAAGAAAUUCCUUUCUUCAGGAUGCCUGGGGAGAAGAGGAGAGAAAUAUUACCUGCUUCCCAUUUAGUCCUGGAAUGUACUUUGAGAUGAUAAUUUACUGUGACGUCCGAGAUUUCAAGGUUGCGAUAAACGGUGUGCACAACCUGGAGUACAAACACAGAGUUAAAGAGCUAAGCAGUAUUGACACGCUAGCAGUUGAUGGAGAUAUCCAUUUGCUGGAUGUAAGGAGCUGGUAGCUACCGUGACUGCCAAAAUCCCUAAAAUACAAAAUGGCUAAUGGGCUACUGGCCAUGACAAAUGCAUCUUGUUUUCACCACA
Messenger RNA from Myodes glareolus (Bank vole), 1282 nucleotides. RefSeq names its product galectin 8 (gene Lgals8). Gene Ontology annotation, cellular component: cytoplasm. Gene Ontology annotation, molecular function: carbohydrate binding. Lineage: Eukaryota; Metazoa; Chordata; Mammalia; Rodentia; Cricetidae. The record is from RefSeq and is a predicted model, not a curated record.